Ahaetulla prasina is the source of this 3572-nucleotide messenger RNA. RefSeq names its product short transient receptor potential channel 2-like. Gene Ontology annotation, molecular function: inositol 1,4,5 trisphosphate binding; protein binding; store-operated calcium channel activity. The coding region runs from base 270 to 2984 and encodes 904 amino acids. Lineage: Eukaryota; Metazoa; Chordata; Lepidosauria; Squamata; Colubridae. Gene Ontology annotation, cellular component: membrane; cation channel complex. The record is from RefSeq and is a predicted model, not a curated record. The transcript is spliced from 13 exons. Gene Ontology annotation, biological process: manganese ion transport; regulation of cytosolic calcium ion concentration; calcium ion transmembrane transport.
AGCAGCCACCUGUGCCUCCAUCCCCGGAGAUGCCGCCGCCCGGGGCGUCCUUGUGGCAACCCGGCCCCCCCGGGGGUUGGCAGGUGGGCUCCGGGGCUCCUCCCGGCGCAGGAAAAACAAGCCCGGCGGCCGUCGGGGCAGCUCAGGCCGAGCGCGGGGAGCGGACAGCGGCGGUGCUGAUGGCGGAGAAGCUUCACUGAGUCGCGGGGAAGGGGCGCUUGGCGGGAGGGGCCCGGAGCCCCCCGGCCAGCCUCUGCGGGGAGGGCGCGAUGGCGACGGAGUACGAGGGCAUCUCGCCGUCCAACUGGAAGGAAAUCGUCAACAAGAAGCUGAAGUUUCCCGAGGGCCUCCUGGCUGCCAUCCAAGACGGGCAGCUGGUUAAGAUCCAGCAGAUGUUGCACGUCAGUGACGGGAUCUUGCGGCAGCUGGACGAAAGCGAGGAUCGGGCCUGGCGUGAGGCUCUCAACUUGGCCAUCCGCACUGGCGGGGCGGAGAUCACCAAGACCUUGUUGCGCUACGUGAAGUUUGAUUUCCGGCAGGUCCACGAGGCCCUCCUGGUGGCAGUGGACACCAACCAGCCUGGCGUGGUCAAGCAGCUCCUGGAUCGGCUGGACCAAGAGAAGGGACUGAAGAUGGACAUCAAAUCCUUCUCCAUGGCCUUCUUCGAUAACUCCAUCGACAACUCCCGUUUCGCCCCCGGGGUGACCCCUCUCACCUUGGCUUGUGAGAAGGACCUCUACGAGAUCGUGGAGAUGCUGAUGAAGAAGGGCCACACCAUUUCUCGGCCACACAAGGUCUCCUGCGCCUGCUUGGAGUGCUCCAACGGGCGGAAGUUUGACCUGCUCAAGUUCUCGCUCUCCCGCAUCAACACCUACAAAGGCAUCGCCAGCCGGGCCUACCUCUCCAUCGCCAGCGAGGACCCCAUGUUGACCGCCUUCAAACUCAGCCGGGAGCUCAAAUGGCUCUCCAAGAAGGAACCCGAGUUCAAGCCAGAUUACCUGGCGCUGGAGGACCUGUGCCAGGAGUUUGCCUUUGAGCUCCUGGGCAUGUGCCGCAACCAGAGUGAGGUGACGGCCAUCCUGAACGAGCUGGGGGAAGACGAGGUGGACGAUGAGGAUGACGGGGUGGAUGACCAGGCCUUUGAGGAGGGCAUCCCCAACUUGGCCAGGCUCCGACUGGCAGUCAACUACAACCAGAAACGGUUUGUGGCUCAUCCCGUCUGCCAGCAAGUCCUGUCGUCCAUCUGGUGUGGGAGCCUGCCCAGCUGGCGGGGCAGCAAAAGCCUCUGGAAGGUCUUCAUCUCCUUCUCCAUCUUCCUGGCCAUGCCCUUCCUGUCCCUGACCUACUUCUUCGCCCCCAAAUCCAAGGUUGGCAAAAUGCUGAAAAUCCCGGUGAUCAAAUUCCUGCUGCAUUCAGCCUCCUACGUCUGGUUCUUGGUCUUCCUGCUGGUGGAGUCCCUGAUCCUGGAGCACCACCACGAUUCCUUCAAGGGGCGGAACCAGAGCAUGUGGGAGACGUCCCUUCACAUGAUCUGGGUGACAGGCUUCUUCUGGUUCGAGUGCAAGGAGGUCUGGAUCGAAGGGCUGCGCAGCUACCUGCUUGACUGGUGGAACUUCCUGGACAUUGUCAUCCUCAGCAUGUACUUGGCUUCCUUUGUGCUCAGGUUGCUGGUCUACCUCAAAGGGCAGGUUUUCUGCUUGGACAUCCAGGCUUCUACUCCAGAGUGCUACUAUUAUACCCAAGCUAAGCGGCCGGAGUGGCACACUGAAGACCCCCAGUUCAUGGCCGAGGUGCUCUUUGCUGUCACCAGCAUGCUGAGCUUCACGCGCCUGGCCUACAUCCUCCCUGCCCACGAGACCUUGGGGACGCUCCAGAUUUCCAUUGGGAAGAUGAUUGAUGACAUGAUUCGAUUCAUGUUCAUCAUGAUGAUCAUCCUGACAGCUUUCCUGUGUGGCAUGAACAACAUCUAUGUCCAUUAUCAGGAAUCGGAGCGUCUGGGAAGCUUCAAUGAGACCUUCCAGUUCCUCUUCUGGACGAUGAUGGGGAUGGAGGAACACAACGUGGUGGACAUGCCCCAGUUCUUCGUGGCUGAGCUGGUGGGCCGGGUGCUCUACGGCGUCUUCACCAUUGUCAUGGUGGUCGUCCUGCUCAACAUGCUCAUUGCCAUGAUCACCAACUCUUUCCAGAAGAUCGAGAAUGAUGCUGACGUAGAGUGGAAAUUUGCCCGCUCAAAACUUUACCUGUCCUUCUUCAGGGAAGGUUUAACCUUGCCAGUUCCCUUCAACAUCAUCCCGACGCCCAAGUCCAUCUUCUACGCCAUCAGGGGCACCUUUCGCUUCCUGUGCUGUCGCAAAUCAAAGAAGAGUCAGAAAUAUCCCCCAAUCAACACCAUUAGCAAUCCCUCGGUGGAAGAAGGGGGAGCCCGGACCGAAACCCGCCUGUCUUAUCAGCGCCAGGUGCUGAAAGCUCUGGUGCAGCGCUACAUCGACACGGCCAGGCGGGAGCUGGAGGAAAGCCGGAGGAAAGAUCUGGGGAACCGCCUGACCGAGUUGAACAAGUCGGUGAUGCGUCUCUACACGGAGAUGAAGCACCUCCGGCAAUCGGUGGCCACCAGCGGGGUGGCCAGCAACCCCCUGGACGGGGCCAGCGUCCUGCGCAAAUACAUCAUGAAGGUGCGCAACAGCUUCCAGAACUACGAGCCCGAGGUGGGGGGCGACGGCCAGGGCUCCCCCGUGGAAGUGGUGGUCCACCAGGACGUGCCCCUCGUCAUGGAGGGCGCGCUGCCGUUGCUUCGAGAGGAGAAGCCAGGCCAAGCAGGGGGCCAGGCAGAGGGUGAAACGGGGGUCGAGGUGGAGGAGGAGGUGGGGGACGUGAUGCGGACUGAGGAGGAGGAGGAGGAGGAGGAGGAGGCCGAGCCGGGCAUUCCUGAGGCUAAGCCUCAAGAGGAGACAGAAGACAGGGCAGGGCAGGCACCAGAAUCCUGAGCCGCCAUUCAGCAGGAGGGCUCUUCCCCAGCUCUCACGUCUUGCAAAGGACAGCCGUGGCCCCUCUCAGACCACCACAGAAGCCACAUGCUUCCUUUGGGGGGGGCACACAAUCCAGACCCCUUCCCAGAGGUUUCCCUGGGGUGCCCAAAAAGGGGUGGGUGCCCUCUUGGGCAGCACUGGGACGCCUCCGUAGGAAAUUGUGCUAUUCUUGCAAAUGCACUUAGAAGAAGAAGUUGCGUUCUUGCAGUUUAUUAUGGCACAAGGUUUUCUUGCUUCUGAAAGAAAAGAAGGAGGAAGGUCGGUUUGGGAGAAUCUCCAGCAAACAAUCCUUAUGAUUUAUAUUGAUAUAUUGACCAUCAAUUGUGUUGUAAAUGUAAUUGUGUUGUAAACCUUGAUGAAGAUACCUUUUCUUUUAUGUACACUGAGAGCAUAUGCACCAAGACAAAUUCCUUGUGUGUCCAAUCACACUUGGCCAAUAAAAUUCUAUUCUAAAACAACUGCUCUCUGCUGAGCCUUGCUCAUCUCACUGAUCUUGCUGUAAGCUGUAAGCCGCUCAGUUGCCUUGAAAAUAAUAAAUAAACAAAC